Molecule: messenger RNA, 2411 nt
Organism: Bufo bufo (common toad)
Lineage: Eukaryota; Metazoa; Chordata; Amphibia; Anura; Bufonidae
Gene: KNOP1
Product: lysine rich nucleolar protein 1
Exons: 5
Coding region: 47-1588 (513 amino acids)
Source: RefSeq, a predicted model, not a curated record
CUUCCGGGUAGCUCCUGUAACACGUGGGUGGAUCAGUUCUCUCAUUAUGACGGGCAGCGAUGAGGAAUCUACAACCUUCAAUAAACCAACGGAGAGGAAAAAGAAGAAGCAGAAGAAACAGAAGAAUGAGGAUUCUGAGAAAAGCGAAUCACAGGGUCAUAAUAACAAAAAUACGAUGAUGAAGAAGAAGCAGAAGAAGAAAGCCGAGGCCACAGGGGAUGUUCCUGAAAUAAUGGAUGUAGUCUCUAAGAAGAAAAAGAAGAACAAUAAAAUAAAAUCAAGUGACCCAAACAAAAAUGGUGAUUCCCCAAAAAAGAAAAUGGGUGACCCCGUCCCUACAUCUGCUGAAAGAACCCACAAAAAGAAAAAGAAGAAAAAUGUAUUGGCUCAAGAGAGUUCAACAUGUGACCCGCAGAUGAAUGAGGAUGUCCCCAAAAAGAAGAAAAAGAAAAAUAAUAUAGAAGACGCUGGAUCAUUGGAGCUUGAAAGUAUUGAUCCAGGGCAUAAAAAUGAUGAAAGCGUUGCCGUAGAAGAUAGUAAGGAAAUAGUUACUAAGAAAAAGAAGAAACGCAAGAAGUCUAAGCCAGCUGAAAACAAAUCUGAGGAUGGAGCCCCAGGAACUGAAGAUAUUCUCAUUGAUGUCUCGGACAUCAAGAAAAAAAAGAGAAAGGAGGCCUCUGAGCUAGAAGAAAAGUCAGGAUCUCCUACAGAGGACCAGCCUGAGACAUCUGACCAUGCAAAGGUAAAGAAGAAGAAGAAAAAGAAGGCUACUUCUGUCAAGACAGAAGAAGUCAUUGAAGAUCACGAUGUCCACCAUGGAGAAAAAGGUGGAGGUUCUCAAAGAGUUUCCAAAAAAAAGAAAAAGAGCAAGGGCUCAAAUAUUGAACACAGUGAAUCUGACCUGAAAAGGAACGGAGAUGAGGACAGUGAGGUUCCUCCCGAAGGAGGCUUGAAGAAGAAAAGGGGAAAUGGAGCAGAGAAAACAACCGAGCUGGUGGAUGGUACAGAGAAAUCUUGUUGUGAAAAAGAAAAGUCAGCGAAGAAGAGGAAAAAUAUGCAGAAACAUAAUGAUGAGAGUCAUUGUGCAAAUGAAGACACAACAGAAGUUCCGAAAAAGAAGAAGAAAAAAAAAGAGACCAAAAAUUCCAAAGGCGCGAACAAGAAGCAAGAGGAGAGCACAGACGUCCAGUUGGUGUCAGCGCGAGAUGGAAACGCAGAUGAAGCACACGGUGUUCCGGUAAAACUAAAAGCUUCAGCGGAUACUGACCGAGAGUCUGGAAACACCAAGGGAACAAAGUUUGGGCAGUGGGACACGGCUGCCUUCCAAAACCCAGAACAGCAAAGCAAGUUCUUUCGACUUUUGGGUGGAUUCAAGAAAGGAAACCAAGAGACCUCAAACCAGGUAAAAGCCAAUAUGGCCUUGGAGAAGGAAGGAGAACAAGCUCUUGAGAGGAACCUGCUGGCGGAGUUUGACAAAGCAGUUUCCUGGAAACAGAACCGAGGCAUCGGCUUAGGCUUCCAGCCUGCUCCGAACAAGGUCUUCUUCAUUGACAAAACUAGAUCCAGAUCAGUAAAGUUUGACGACUGAAUUUUGCACUCAGAUUCCAGGCCAAAAGUGGACAUCUUUGAAAUGAUGAAGCUAGAAGUGUAUGACCAUCAUAUUUCAGGUCACUGGAACUGUUGGGAGUCCAGGUCGUGUUGCUCAUGCAAGCAGAUCUGAAGUGUGUGGACCGGAUACCACUGGUGGCCUUAUUCACUGCCAUAAUGUGUAGAUGAUUUUAUGACAUGUAAGUCCAAACUAUGGGGCAUCAUAAAUAAAACUAUCAGCGAUGAUUUUAUUUAGGAUUAUUCUGAAUAUAUCCAUCACAUGCUGUAUUACAGAGCUAAGUUUCUAGGACUUUGGUGCCUGGAAGAGGCAUUGUCCAUGGGUUGUGUCCGGGAUUGCAGCUCAGCUCUAUUGAAGUGACUGGGGAUGAGCUGCAAUAGCCUACAGAACCUGUGGACAGGGGUGGCGCUGUUUUUUUAUUCUAAUCUUGGACAACACCUUCCAGUAUUUAUGACAUUGGCGGGGGUCUGACUCCGGACACCUCACCAGUCAGCUGUUUGAAGUGGCCGCUGCACUGAGAUGGGCCUCCUCAUUGUAAACCAGACACCGCACUGUGCAUUGUACGUGGCUGUGCUUGAUAUGGCAGUUCAGUCUCGUUUACUUCAAGGGGACUGGUCUGUGCAAAGGCCAUGUGACCUAUAGAAGAGGCCUCAGUUCUCACCUGAGUGCUGCCGCCCCCUUCAGAUAUGAUAUUUCACCUAUCCUGAGAACUUAAAGGGCAUCUGUCAGCAGAUUUGUACCUAUGACACUGGCUGACCUGUUACAUGUGCACUUGGCAGCUGAAGACAUCUAUGUUGGUCCCAUG